Molecule: messenger RNA, 2452 nt
Organism: Budorcas taxicolor (takin)
Lineage: Eukaryota; Metazoa; Chordata; Mammalia; Artiodactyla; Bovidae
Gene: RPS10
Product: ribosomal protein S10
Exons: 9
Coding region: 66-941 (291 amino acids)
Cellular component (GO): cytosolic small ribosomal subunit
Molecular function (GO): pyrophosphatase activity; structural constituent of ribosome; RNA binding
Source: RefSeq, a predicted model, not a curated record
AGAGGCCCCGCGCCGCUCACGCCCCUUCCUUUCCAGCGCCGGCCCCGGACACAGCAACCGUCGCGAUGUUGAUGCCCAAGAAGAACCGGAUUGCCAUUUAUGAACUCCUUUUUAAGGAGGGGGUGAUGGUGGCCAAGAAGGAUGUCCACAUGCCCAAGCACCCGGAGCUGGCAGACAAGAAUGUGCCCAAUCUUCAUGUCAUGAAAGCCAUGCAGUCUCUCAAGUCACGAGGCUAUGUGAAGGAACAGUUUGCCUGGAGACAUUUCUACUGGUACCUCACCAACGAGGGCAUCCAGUAUCUCCGCGAUUACCUCCACCUGCCCCCUGAGAUCGUGCCCGCCACCCUGCGCCGCAGCCGUCCUGAGACUGGCCGGCCACGGCCCAAAGGUCUGGAGGGAGAGCGACCUGCAAGACUCACGCGAGGGGAAGCCGACAGAGACACCUACAGACGAAGCGCCGUGCCCCCUGGUGCCGACAAGAAAGCCGAGGCCGGAGCUGGGUCAGCAACUGAAUUCCAGUUUGUGCUACUUGUGAGCAGCAGUCGUCAUCCAGACCGGUGGAUCGUCCCUGGAGGGGGCAUGGAGCCCGAGGAGGAGCCGGGCGUGGCCGCAGUCCGUGAAGUCUGUGAGGAGGCUGGAGUAAAAGGGACAUUGGGAAGAUUAGUUGGAAUUUUUGAGAACCAGGAGAGGAAGCAUAGAACGUAUGUCUAUGUGCUCAUUGUCACAGAAGUGCUGGAAGACUGGGAAGACUCAGUCAGCAUUGGAAGGAAGCGGGAAUGGUUUAAAAUAGAAGAUGCCAUAAAAGUGCUGCAGUGUCACAAACCGGUGCAGGCGUCGUAUUUUGAAACGUUGAGGCAAGGCUACUCAGCCAACAACGGCACCCCGCUUGUGGCCCCCACAUACUCAGUAUCUGCUCAGAGCUCGAUGCCGGGCAUCAGAUGACUGAAGAUUCCCUGUAAGAGAAGUGAAAAUCGGAAACGAGACUGAAGUGCAGGUCUUCCCUCUCACCCUUGCUCUUUCACCUCUCCUCACAGGCCUCCUCUUUCAAAUAAGGCAUGAUGGGCAGCAGAGAAAGGGUUUAUUGAUAAUGUUGCUGUUUGGUGUUAAGUGAUGGGGCUUUUUCUUCUCUUUUUAUUGAGGGGGUGGGGGUUGGGUAUGUAAUUUGUAAGUACUUUUGUGCAUGAUCUGUCUCUCCCUUUUCACACCCCUUCAACUCUCUAAAGAGGCAAACAGCCUUCCCUCUGCCUUGGAUUCUGAAGUGUUCCUGUUUGUCUCAUCCCAGCCCUGGCCAGAUUUUUUUUUUUUUUUUAAAUUAAAAGAUAUCCAUUAUGAGAUGAAACCUUUCAAGAAUUUGUCCCAUGAUGUGCUGUUCAGUCCAGUAGGCUGGUCACUUUCACCGCAGGAUGCGUUUAUCUACACAUUAUAUACUGGACAUAUAAUAUGUAAAUAAAUGACUUUUAGAAGAGGCAUUUGUUUUAAUUUUUCAAGGUUUCAUUUUUCAAAUUCGGGGUGUUUCUGAAGUGGAGAGCCUCACAGUUCAUUUGCUUUUUUGUUUCUGAUGCUAGUGGCUAGGUGAGCUUCCCCGCCCUCCCCCUCCCCAGUUGCUGGUGUAGUUACAUAGGGUCCGGGAAGGGUUCAGCUCCUUCAGUCUCCCAGGACUCACGCCUUCUCUUCUCGAAGCUGUGUUUCCACGCCAAGAAAGAAACAGGAAGAAACCUAUUUUCUUUCUUAUUACCAAGCCAGGAGCAAAUGGCCUCAGCUCAGAUCUGGAGAAACAAUGCUAGAAAUUGAAUUCCUCCCUACAUGUUGACAAUAGGGAUUUGAACUGGAUUCUUGGAAUUACUAUCAAAAAAACUGGAGCGUCGAGCACUGUUUCUCUCCUGCUGGUUUGGAGUUUUUUCCAUAAUGCUACUUACCGCCGACAGCAGCCUGUCUCCCUGUGCGUCCAUGCCUUACACCGCGCGGAGCUCGACAUGGUCCUUGUGCCCGAAGCAUCCAGCUGUGCUUGGCAGGCGCAGCUGCACAGCCCUGUCCCAUUUUGGGUAACCAUGUUACGUUCCUGAAAAGUACACAGGAGGAAAAUUCAGAUGUUUGCUUGUCUUUGUAAUGUUAUAGCACUUGUAAUUGUACCAUGGAGCAUGCUCAGAAAUAUUAAAUUUAUCUCCCACCAGGAUGUGAAAGGUCCAUUGUCUGCUGAGAAGUGGUAUGGGAGAAUGCUUAAUCACUUACUAGAACGGCUACAUAAUGCAUUGGCUCACUGCAGACUGAUGGCUGGAUGCUGGCUUCAUUUGCCAGUUGUGUUGUUUAGCAGACAAAUGUGCAGAAAAGGGUCUAGAGACUGGGGGUGGAGCAGGGGGACCCUGAUCAACCCCUGGCUUUGGGACAGGAGUUUAUUGCUAAACUGUUAGUGGCAUCUCCUUUGUCAAAACACAGCUGAGAUGUGAAAUUAAAAU